Messenger RNA from Rhinichthys klamathensis goyatoka, 369 nucleotides. RefSeq names its product leucine-rich repeat-containing protein 27-like. The transcript is spliced from 2 exons. Lineage: Eukaryota; Metazoa; Chordata; Actinopteri; Cypriniformes; Leuciscidae. The record is from RefSeq and is a predicted model, not a curated record. Gene Ontology annotation, molecular function: protein binding. Bases 69 to 296 code for a protein of 75 amino acids.
GCACAAAUAUCUAAACAUUCCUAAAUCAAGAUUAGGGUGUUUAUUCUUAAGAUAUUAGAUAUUUGUGCAUGUUUGAUCAACUCUUGUGUUUAAGGUGCUUGAAGACGUUACUCUUGGAGGGAAACCCGAUCACAGCGCUUCCCCCGGAGCUGGGGAAUCUGAUGUCACUGAAGGCUUUGAGUCUGAGGAACUGCCCGCUCACUUUCCCUCCUCGGGACGUUCUGGACCUCGGCCUGCCGAAGAUCCUACAUCACCUGCGAUGUGCUCAACUAGGUGAAGGUGAGAACAACCUGUGAGUGUGUGUGUGUGUGUGCUUGCCAUCUGUGGCUUUGCAUAAAAAGGAUGGCCUGCCUCAAAAAUAGCUCCAUG